GCCCCGGCGCCGCUGCCAUCGCCCCGCGAAUCGCGGCUUUCCCCCUUCCUUCCCUCCCUCCUUCCUUCCUUCCUUCUUCCUGGAUUAGGCAGAUCAAUCCUUCUCCCCGUUGUCUGUUUGAGGAACAGGUGAUCCUCGUUAGCGGCGAUCGGUUUCUGGAUGCGGCUCCCGGGUGUGCGUGUGAAGGAUGAUGAUACCCGGCGAGGCUGAAUCAGCGUAACUUUCACUUGGCAAGAGGAAAAACUUUCUUCCCCGUUUGAAGGCGUUAAAAACACGAAGCGUUAAAAAGCAGAAGAAGUUGGUUUUAAAGCUGAACUUCACUUUCCUGGGAUUUGUGUGUCAGAUUCAAAGGCUGCGUCGUCUUGUUUUUCUUUUUUUUUCCUUCUCCCUUAUCUCCCAAAAGGAAACUGUUGCUAGUUUGCAUAGACUUUUUAAAUGUUUGGAAUUCAAGAUACUUUAGGAAGAGGACCAAUUCUGAAAGAUAAAUCUCUAGGUUCUGAGAUGGAUUCCGUCAGGUCCUGGGUCAGAAACGUUGGGGUUGUGGAUGCAAACGUAGCAGCACAAAGCGGAGUAGCUUUGUCCAGAGCCCACUUUGAAAAGCAGCCACCCUCCAACUUGAGGAAAUCCAAUUUCUUUCACUUUGUUCUGGCUCUCUACGACAGACAGGGGCAGCCCGUGGAAAUAGAGAGAACAGCUUUUGUGGACUUUGUAGAAAAUGAUAAAGAGCAAGGCAACGAGAAGACGAACAACGGCACGCACUACAAACUCCAGCUGCUCUACAGCAACGGUGUCAGGACAGAGCAGGAUCUCUAUGUGAGGCUCAUUGAUUCUGUCACCAAGCAGCCCAUAACUUACGAAGGGCAGAACAAGAACCCAGAGAUGUGCAGAGUGCUGCUCACCCACGAAGUCAUGUGCAGUCGGUGCUGUGAGAAGAAAAGCUGUGGCAACAGAAACGAGACUCCAUCUGACCCUGUGAUCAUUGACAGAUUCUUCCUAAAAUUUUUUCUCAAGUGCAAUCAGAAUUGCUUGAAAACAGCAGGAAACCCAAGAGAUAUGAGACGGUUCCAGGUGGUGCUAUCGACAACAGUGAACGUGGAUGGGCACGUGCUGGCAGUGUCUGACAACAUGUUCGUGCACAACAACUCCAAGCACGGGCGGAGAGCAAGAAGACUCGACCCCUCAGAAGCCACGCCCUGCAUCAAAGCCAUCAGCCCAAGCGAGGGCUGGACCACGGGGGGAGCCAUGGUGAUCAUCAUCGGGGACAACUUCUUCGAUGGGCUGCAGGUGGUGUUUGGGACCAUGCUGGUGUGGAGCGAGCUGAUCACACCUCACGCCAUCCGCGUGCAGACGCCGCCCCGGCACAUCCCCGGCGUGGUGGAGGUGACAUUGUCCUACAAAUCCAAACAGUUCUGCAAAGGAGCACCAGGCAGGUUCAUUUACACAGCUUUAAAUGAACCUACCAUAGAUUACGGCUUCCAAAGACUGCAGAAGGUCAUCCCAAGACAUCCUGGGGACCCCGAAAGAUUAGCUAAGGAGAUGCUGCUGAAAAGAGCUGCUGACCUGGUCGAGGCCCUGUAUGGGACGCCCCACAACAACCAGGAGCUGAUCCUGAAGCGCGCGGCCGACAUCGCCGAGGCGCUGUACAGCGUGCCCCGCAACCCCGCGCAGAUCCCCGCGCUGCCCAGCUCCCCUGCCCACAGCUCCAUGAUGGGCAUCAACUCCUACGGCAGCCAGCUGGGCGUCAGCAUCUCCGAGUCAGCGCAGGGCAACAACCAGGGUUACAUCCGUAACACCAGCAGCAUCUCCCCCCGGGGCUACUCGUCCAGCUCCACCCCGCAGCAGUCCAGCUACAGCACGUCCAGCAGCAGCAUGAACGGCUACAGCAACGUGCCCAUGGGCAACCUGGGCGUGCCCGGCUCGCCCGGCUUCAUCAACGGCUCCCCGAGCGGCUCGCCCUACGGAUUGAUGUCUUCAAGUCCAACAGUCGGCUCCUCCAGCACUUCUUCCAUCCUCCCGUUCUCCUCCUCGGUGUUCCCUGCAGUCAAACAGAAGAGUGCCUUUGCUCCUGUCAUCAGACCCCAGGGCUCCCCCUCCCCUGCCUGCUCCAGCGGCAACGGGAACGGCUUCAGAGCCAUGACUGGUCUUGUCAUUCCCCCGAUGUAAGGAAGGGGCAGCUUUGCAGCUCUCCCUCCCUCUUCCUUUUUUCCUCCUUUUUUUUUCAUUUUUCUUUUACAGCACAAAACUACUUAUUGUGAUGGACCACUAAAAAGAAAAAAAUAGCACUAAAAGCUCUUUUUUGGGGAAAAGCCAGGCCCGGGGAAAAAAAGGAACAUUUUUUAUGGAUUGGACGAGAUAGAAGUCUGCAUCUUUUACCUGUUUCAUAUUUCUGACACAACCACAUCAACUCCUCAAACAUUGGGAACGAAGAAUCAGCAAGAGCCAGGAUGAACAAGAGUUGGCAGAAUGGAAUUAGAAAUGCAAAGUCUUUCCUGGAAGACACGAAAACCUUCCUAAGAUUUGUAAAAUAUUCAAAGGAAAAAAGGAAAUUGGCAAAAUGAUUCAAGGUUGAUAUUUUGGAUACAAUUUGUUUUACUUUGUAGGGGUAAAAAAGUUGAAGUUUCUAUUUUCUAUGGAGCCUUUCAGAUAUCGAUUUAGUUUAUGCAGAAAAACAAUUCAACAAAACAGGGUACCAGCAUGAAAGAAUUUCUAGGACAAACUGACAUGAAUGAUGGAACUUUGGUGUAUGUGUGUAUUUGCUUAUAGUUUAACCUCUUUAAAAAAUGUAAGAUGUUUUACAAUUAUUUAAAUAAAUAAACUUGUAACUUAUUGUAUGUAGAGGUAGAAAUUAAACCCUGUUUUGGAUUUUUUCCUCCAGUUGUACAAUGAAGACAGAUGAUGCAAAAAUGUAGUGAUAACUUUGAGAUAUAUUAUUACUGCUGCAAUUGCUCCUCACUUCCCCCCACCCCUUACUGAAUUCAUGUGCAAGGAUGUAUAGGAUUCUUUCUGAUUAACAAAACCCUCAGAAACGUUUCCCUACAUUGUGGUAAACAGCUCAUGUAGGAGUUUUUUCACCCUCCUCAUCUUUCCCCUCUUUCCAUUUUUUGCUUCAAUUAAAAUAUUCAGGUACUAAGAUUAACUGCUAAGUCUCAAAGACCCAGCUGAUGAGUGAGUGGCACUUAGGGAUUUGAAUGAAUCGGAUUUUUCAUGAGGUACUGAGUUUAUUUUAUAGAUUCAAUGUAUGAAUUAGGAGGGGAAGGGUUCUCUGGGGUUUUCCAUGUAGUUAGAACACCUUAAGUUCAGUUAUGCUUCAUAUUAAGGGUGCAUUUAUAAAGGGUGAACAUGUAUUUGAAUGAUUUAUGCACUUUUAUCCUGAGUCAUUAAAAAUGGUAAGUAUUUGCCACUUAUAUAUUGAAGUCAUAGAGGUAAUCAAUCGCUCUGAGUUUUUCUGCAUUUUAGCCUAAAAAAAGAGUUCAGUUCUCCUUUGCAUCUCCUCUCCUGAAAUUGGAAGGUGAGGACAAGUCUGAUAAAAUAAAUAAUGAAUUAUCUAACUAAACCAGAGAACACUCAAAAGAAUUUGGUUGUUGGAAAGCCAUUUUUAGUGGGGGGAAAAAUAAAAUCAGCUACACUCCAGAGACCCCUCUAAAAUCCACACAAUGGCUGCAUGGACAGUUGUUCCUAUGGAAACAUCUUGAUGUUAAACCCUAAAUAAGGCCCCAGGAUCUGAACUUGUCCAUUUGCCAGUAGUUUAAUGGAUGGGUAAGGAAAAUUGUGGGUUUGGUGAUCUUUAGGGAUGGUAGAAGUUGAGCUGGGCUUGGGAUGGUGAAACUGGGACAACUCACAUGGCUGAGCUCUUCUGGGGCUGUUGUGGAGCUAACUGGGAUUAGGGAGAGCCAAAAAUCCUCUCCAGGUCCACAGCUGGGUGAUGAUGGGAGGCUGAGGGGGAUGAUCUUAAAGGUCUCUUCCAACCUAGAAAUUCUGUGAUUCUGUGAUUCUAAAUUCCAGUUAAAUCAGCAAGACUUUGGAAUCACUGCUUUACUGACACAGGUAUGUCAAUCCAUAGGUAUGGUCCCUGAGCUUUUACCUGGACUCAGACACUUGGUGCUUGGAGUGAUUAAGAGUGGUGAAAUACAGGAAUCAUCCACCCAGGGAGGUGGUGGAGUCUCCAUCCCUCAAUGUGUUUAAAAAAAGACUGGAUGUGGCACUUGGUGCCAUGAUCUAGUUGAGGUGUUAGAACAUCACUUGGACUCAAUGAUCUGAAAGCUCUCCUCCAACCUAGAAAUUCUGUGAUUCUGUGAUUCUAAAUUCUAAAAAUUCCAGUUAUGCUGAAGGGCAGGGUUUGGGAGAGCAGGGCAGGGAACCAGAAAAUCCUGGAAUGAUGGGGUGGGAAGGGACCUUAGAGCCCAUCCAGUGCCAGCCCUGCCAUGGCAGGGACACCUCCACUGUCCCAGGUGCUC
This is a messenger RNA of Melospiza melodia melodia, 4454 nucleotides long. It is a transcript of the gene EBF2, whose product is annotated as EBF transcription factor 2. The record is from RefSeq and is a predicted model, not a curated record. Gene Ontology annotation, molecular function: DNA-binding transcription factor activity, RNA polymerase II-specific; RNA polymerase II cis-regulatory region sequence-specific DNA binding. Lineage: Eukaryota; Metazoa; Chordata; Aves; Passeriformes; Passerellidae. The coding region runs from base 436 to 2163 and encodes 575 amino acids. The transcript is spliced from 16 exons. Gene Ontology annotation, biological process: regulation of transcription by RNA polymerase II.